CAGUUCGAAAAUAGGGGGUGUGUACAGAAAAUACACUGAAGGGGGUGUGUUUGAGGAAAAUAUACAUACACAUCCAUCUCGUCUCUCGUCUUUUCCCCUUGAAAUGGGGUCUUUGAGAGAUCUAUCUCAGAAGAAGCUGGGAUAUUUCAUUCACAAGUGUUCCAGUUACUCUACUACUUAUGUCCCAGAAAACAUCCAAGAAGACAAAUCCCACGAUCAGUCAUCACGAUGGUCAUCCAAUUCAAAUAAUCCUAUGCAGUAUUUGAUUUUAAAACUGCAAAAAGUAUCUAUUGUGAAAAACAUAACUUUUGGGAAAUAUGAAAAAACACAUGUUUGCAAUUUGAAGAAGUUCAAAGUGUAUGGAGGACUCCAUGAUGAAAACAUGAUAGAACUAUUAGAAAGUGGCUUGAAAAAUAACAGCACGCCAGAAACAUUUGAGCUGAGGCACGAAGUCGGUGGUCAGCCCCUUCCAUGCAGGUACAUUAAAAUCGUGCCUCUUCAGUCAUGGGGUCCCAGUUUCAACUUCAGUAUUUGGUUCGUAGAGCUCCACGGUAUUAGUGAUUGGAAUUUUGUCAAGCCGUGCAUUGAUUGGUUCAAUGUGUACCGUGAGCGUGAGGUUAUACGGCACUGCUUGAAGCAUUUUAGGCAGAUGAGGUAUACAAAUGCUUUGGAAGCCCUUGCCAAGGAAACUCAAGUGCAACUGGAAGACCCACACCUGACAAAGCUCCAUGAAAUACUUGUGGAGCUUGGGGAUUUCCAGGGGACAGAGGAUUUUAUGUCUGAGGCAGUCUCAUGUGGAAUGUUCAACAACUACAUUGGGCAGCAGGAGUAUAUUCCAGAGUGGAUCCUGAUGCAUGCACCACAACACCCCGAUGCAUUAAGCAGUGUCGAUGCUCCAGCCAAAGAAUUGCGGCCAGGGAUGAGAGGGGGUCAUCAGAUGUGCCUCGAUCCUACCAGUGAAACCAUAUACUUGUUUGGAGGUUGGGAUGGAAACCAAGAUCUGUGUGACAUGUGGGCAUACCACAUUCCGACACAACAGUGGAAACUAGUUUCCCCUAACACAUCAGUAGAGGGAGGACCAAGUGCUCGUUCAUGUCACAAGUUUUGUCUGGAUCCUGAGAGAAGACAGAUAUUUACCCUGGGACGAUAUCUUGAUGUUCAUUUUCGAUCUCCUCCCAACCUCAAAAGUGAUUUUUAUCUGUAUGAUAUUGAAAGCAACUCAUGGACUUUAAUAACAGAUGACACAGGUUCCAUGGGAGGCCCUCAGCUAAUUUAUGAUCAUCAAAUGUGCAUGGAUUCAGAGAGAAGAACCAUUUAUGUAUUUGGAGGACGUGUUUUAACUGCCACUAUUGGAGUGUCAGAAGAUCGAAACCCUGCAAAUGUCAUUAAUAGUCAAGAUCCAGUUUUCUCUGGACUAUAUUCUUAUCAUGUGCCAACAAACACCUGGAAAAUGCUAUGGGAUGAUUCAGCUCCUGGGGGACCUCGCAUCAAAUCACGAGUUGGACACUCCAUGCUUUUCCAUCCUGUGUGCCGCAAGCUGUUUAUAUUUGCUGGUCAGCGGGGUAAGGAAUAUCUUAAUGAUUUCUAUACACUAGAUGUUGAUACCCAAAUAGUUCAAGCCGUGUGUGACUGGGGAGUGUCUGGAGCUGGCGAUGGACCUGCAUCUGGUUUCACGCAAAGAGCAACAAUUGAUCCUGACCUAAAUGAAAUUUAUGUGCUCUCUGGAUUGAGCAAAGACAAGGAGAAAAGAGAAGAAAGUGUUCAGAAUUCCUUUUGGGUCUACUAUAUUAAGAAAAAUCAAUGGUCCUGUAUCUAUAGAAAUGAAAAUACUGGUGAACAGUAUUGGCACAUUGAGCCUUGUCCAAGGUUUGCACACCAACUUGUUUAUGACCGUGCCUCUAAGGUUCACUACUUAUUUGGGGGAAAUCCUGGACGAACGGGUUUGCCUAAACUACGAUUAGAUGAUUUUUGGAGGUUACGACUUUGCCAUCCCACCCCUCAGCAGCUUGACCACACAAUCAAAUUAAUGAUUCGUAAACACAAGUUUGUGGAACUUGCUUCCAAGGAUCGUUUUGCUGCUCUGGAGUAUUUACAGACUGAUCUUUCUGACAUAAUAGAUCACUCAAACAAAGAUCAAACAAAAGAGUUUCAGCAGCUGGCGGCUGUUCUGUUUCAAGGCUCUGAUAGCAAUGGUGAAUCUGAUGCAUCUGAUACACCUGAUUGCGAACAGUAUCGUCAACGAUCACAUCUCUUCCAUAAAUUAGGUGUCUUCUUUCCAUCUGGCAUGACUCAGCCACAAAGUAGUCUUAUUGACUUGAUUCCCUUAUGAACCUAUGGUAUCUCUUUGGAUACCAGUAUAGUGUCCUUCAACUUGCCAGGAUUUAAUUUUGUCAUUAAACCUAUAUUUUUUAGGUAGACUUAAGUCCACAAAACUUGUAUAUCGUGUAGUAUAUAUUUAAAUGGUAUGAAAAUAUUGUUGAAAGCUCUUACUCACUUGUUCCAAUCUCAUUUUAUGUAACUCUCAUGAAAUUCUUUAUUUUAUCCAGAGUAUAUUUUUUAAAUGUUGUCAGCUUCUAAUUGCUUUAUCUUUUUUCUUCUCCAGAGUGUAUAUAGGUAAUUGUGUUGACCCUGUAUAGAGUAUUCAAUUGUGAUGUGUCAUGAAGUGCAAAGUGUGAUAUACUGAUGUGAGUUUUCUGCAAUUUCUGUGGACUGUAGACUUUGUUUAUUUGAUAGGACUCUGACUGCACCGUAUGAAGACUGUGAGGUUAGAAGCAGACAUUAAGUAAUAGGUUUACUCUUAACGUUUGUUGUCUGGUGAUUUAUUUUACAGGGGUUGUGUUUACCGACUCUAAAGUGGUGCCUUGGCCUGUAUUUACAAAUAAGGAAGUGGUGUGGGCCUGUAGUCUAUCUCUCAGGGCUGUGAAAAAGAUAUUGUUGCAAGCUAUUAGGUAUUUCAUAAUAAAGAAAAUGUGCCACUGCUGUUAUUAUAAAUCUCAGGACAGUUUUGGCAAAUCGAUUUAGUCUCUAGCUUAUUUCCUUUGGGUGAAUUUAUCAUGAGUGUGUGCUUGGCUUUGAUUAUUAAUACUUUCUGUGCUGGUUUGACCACAAGACCAUUCAUACGUUAGGGUUCAAUAAUUAAAUUAAAGUGAAAAUUAUUUUAAAAUUAUUAAGGAUACCUUGGGUAAUACCUUUUUAGACUUGUAAAUUUUAUUAUGAAAUUUGGUCAAAAUACUAAUGGUUUUGGACAGGUUUUCUUUUAUCUGGUAUUAUUGACCUUGAAUAAACAUCUGAACAAAAUUCAUCAUGUAGUCCCGACCUUUCAGCAUAAGUAUUUUAGGUGGUUAAGGAGAUGAGUUUUUAAUUUUUAGUUUCAGACAUAGUAUAUGUAAGCAUAAUGAGAAAACAGGCAGCAUUAGUUCAUUGGGACCUGUCCUAUUUUGUAUUAAGUAAAGUUUUAUUUUUGACUGGAUUAUUUUAGUUAUUUUAACCAUCAGGGACUUAAACUAGGCACUUAACAUAUACUCGUUUGGUACUUUUGAUGGGUUGCUAUUGCUGUCAUAGCUCUGACAGGCCUUAUCCUGGUCUAUUGGUAGCAGCCCUUAUCAUCUUGCCCACCUGUCUUCUGUAUACUGUCUUCACCUUGUUUCUUAAUGUUUUGAUUUGUUUAUUCUCAAAAUGUUUGAAUCAAUGAUAAAUCAGUUUCAUAUUAUUUUUUACUUUUGCUUUUGUCUUCUGUCAUGAACGUUGGUUGGAUGCAGUUUUGUUUUGAUGUAUUUAUGUUUGUAGAUACUCAAGUAGACUUUUAUAGUAGAUUUGCCUCUCUGGGACAUGCAAAGGCUUUAUGACAAAAGUGAUCUCUUUCCCUCUCAUGUAAUAGAAUUAAAAUUGAGUUAAGAUACAGUUGUGGUAUGCCUGGUAUAUUUUUGUCUUCUGUUCUCUAUUUCAACUUAUUACUGUUGAGGUAUAUGACUAGUCACAUGUGCUUUUUUAUCAAGUAUCUUUCUGUAUUUACUUACUACUGUGACAGAAUUUGUGAUCAAACCAAAUUACUUACUAACUCUUUGAAGUUAGAAAGAACAAACAUCAUGUGCUUCUGAGAUACAAUUACAGACACACUGACAACAUUACCGGGGCAGUGUGAGUUCAUUACAAAUGCAGUAUUCCUUAUCUAUUUUAGAGACUCAUUUGGUUAUGUUAAACUGUUAUGUCUUUUGAGGGGAAAAAAAUGCAAGCAUGCUAGCUCUUCCAAAAUGUACCAAUUGUUCUAGUUAUGAAUUAAACUAGUUUCACACCAGUAAUUGGUACCAGGGUGGUACUGGGGCAUUAAUUGUUAUUUGUUUUGUAUGUUCAUUUGUAGUGUUUUUGUUAUUGGGGACUUUCUGCCCACUGUCAGUCAUUACGUUGAGAAGGUGGAUUUUAAAUAAAAAAUCAUGUCAUCCUUAUGCAUGCCUUUACUUAUAGGUGUACAAUGUAUGAGACAAUGACUGUUCAAUAAACACUUUUUAAAAAUA
Thrips palmi is the source of this 4511-nucleotide messenger RNA. It is a transcript of the gene muskelin, whose product is annotated as muskelin. The coding region runs from base 104 to 2329 and encodes 741 amino acids. Gene Ontology annotation, cellular component: cytoplasm. The transcript has 15 exons. Gene Ontology annotation, molecular function: protein binding. NCBI's taxonomy places the organism in Eukaryota, Metazoa, Arthropoda, Insecta, Thysanoptera, Thripidae. The record is from RefSeq and is a predicted model, not a curated record.